Molecule: messenger RNA, 3964 nt
Organism: Pomacea canaliculata
Lineage: Eukaryota; Metazoa; Mollusca; Gastropoda; Architaenioglossa; Ampullariidae
Product: putative RNA-binding protein Luc7-like 1
Exons: 12
Coding region: 1033-2034 (333 amino acids)
Biological process (GO): mRNA splice site recognition
Cellular component (GO): U1 snRNP; U2-type prespliceosome
Molecular function (GO): mRNA binding
Source: RefSeq, a predicted model, not a curated record
UGGAAGUUGGACGUUACAUCCGAGAAGGCGAAAAUUUUUAUAAAAUCAAAUCCACUGUGUACUAGUGUUUUAUUCUGAAAUUAUUUCAAGAAUGUCAGCUCAUGAUCAAGUUCGAGCUAUGCUCGACGAGUUAAUGGGAACAGCCCGUGAUGGGAGCAAUGUAUUGUGGGGCAAAGCAGACUUAAUUGCAUUACUGCAAAGGUGAUGAGGGCCAGGCCGUGAGUUGAAAUUUCUCUUUGAACCACGCAGUUCUACUAAACGGCUGCCAUACACACACGCUUUUUGCUGUCACAUCUUGCAUCCAUUUAGUCUUACACAAAAGUCCUUAUUUCAGCCCUGUAAUCCUUUCCCACAACUGAAAUAUUUUUCUGUAAUUUUUUUUCCAAAGUUAAAAAAAAUUCUUUUUAAAACGUUUGUUUUAGGUCGACCAUGAGGUCAGAGGUUCAUAUAGUAAAGUUUAUUUUUGGUGGAUAUAAAAAGCAGUGUUUUUAAGAUUAAAAUGGGACUCACUUUCAGUUGAUGUAUGAAAAGAUUACAGGUGCACUUUCAACAAUUGAUUGCCUGCCUCAUUUUCAAGAAAUUUAUUAUGAUCUUGAUAUUCACUACUUAUGGUCAUGACAAAAAUAGUAUUAACAAAUUUUUUUGCAUCCUGUAAUUAAGAUUUUUUAGCAAUUCAUUUACAGCAUUAAAUAAUUUCUGGAAGUAAUUCUAAGAAGCCAAGAAAGAUCUUCCAAAAAAAGAGAGAGAAAAAUAAAUACUUUAAUUGAAUCAUGCUGUUAAGUUUAAUUUGAAUGGGCAAGCUGCCCAAUAGCCGUAUGUUGGAAGACAUGUUUUUUCCAGGUGAGUUUUCAGUAACCAUAUGCCACUUAGUUGGAUUGCAAGCCCCUGCUGGAGUAAAACCAGUGAACAUCUUGCAGAGACUUGUGUGCACUCAACCUUCAAGACGCCUUACUGUGUCACAGGACUAGCUCAAGCUACAAAGUGAAGUUUGAUGACUCUCGGCUCGCUUCUUUCUGGUGGUUCUGAUUGGGUAUGGCUAGGAAUGGGUACGUAAAGACUCGCAUGGAUCUGGGUGAUUGCCACAAUAUUCAUGACUUGGCUUUGAGAGCAGAUUAUGAACGUGCUGCUGCAACCAAAGACUACUACUAUGACAUAGAUGCUAUGGAACACCUACAGACGUUUAUCUCUGAUUGUGAUCGAAAGACAGAGCUUGCAAAACGACGCCUCAAGGAGACGCAGGAAGAACUUAGUGAAGAAGCUAAUGCAAAGGCAGACCAAAUUCAUCAGCUAGGAGAACAGAUUGGAACAAAGAUGGCCAGAGCCGAGGAAAUAGGUGCUGAAGGCUUGGUUGAUGAGUCUCUGAAACUAAUGGAGGAGAUAGAAGAGAUAAAAAAGAAAAAGGCUCAGCUGGAGAUUGAGUUCCGAAAUUCGAUGCCUGCAUCGAGUUACCAACAGCAAAAGCUUCGAGUGUGUGAGGUGUGUGGUGCAUACCUUGGCAUCCAUGACAAUGAUCGUCGCCUGGCUGACCAUUUUGGAGGCAAACUGCAUCUUGGUUUCAUUACUAUCCGCUCUAAACUGGAUGAACUAAAGAAAAUGGUUGCAGAGAGACGCUCACAGCGUGAACGAGAGCGAGAAGAAAUGCGCAAAAAACGUGAAGCAGAGGAAAGAGAGCAUUCAGCCAGUAAGCCUCGCAGUCCAGUUCAUGGUAAAGAACGAUCACGGGAUCGUGACAACCGCCACCGCUCGCGCAGCAGGGACAGCAGCCGCAGAAAACGCAGGUCACGUUCACGUUCCCAUGAUCGUCAGCGAAGCCGUCGCAGCCGCUCUCGUGAUCGUCGCUCUACAUCCAAUUCUCGUCGAAGGAGGUCCAGGUCUCACUCUCGGCGUUCACGCUCCCGGUCAAGAAGUCGAUCUGGACACGGUCAAAGACAUUCAAAUAGCCGCACGGGUUCUCAUCACAAGCGACACAGGAGGCAUGUCUCAGACUCAGACUCAGAUUACAGUGACAAACACAGAGAUGAAGAUGAAGAUUGAGCCAGACAUUUCACCAAGAACUGCAUUUUUGUUUUGCCCAAGUGCAGGACCUGCAAGACAUGGUUUUUAUUGUUACUUAUAAUAACCUUAUAUACAUGUCAUAUUUCAUGUUAGUAAUCCAUUGUUUCUCAGUUUCAAUCCGUCAGUUAAAAUUCACAUCUGUAUAAAAUAUGCUGAUUGCAAUAAAAACUUUUAUAGCGAUUAAGGCACACAUAUAUUACUUGAUUAAACCUUGAAAUUACCAUCAGAAUAUUCUUCCAAGCAUCCCCACAAUUUAAAAAAAUUUUUUUUUUUAAAGUUUCUUCUUGUUGCCUAUUAGAGCUGUGCUUCUCACUGCUUUCCUGGGCUUUGAAAAAAUUACCUUGUGUUAAUUUAUCAAAACAGUUUUAUCUGUGCUUAUGUUACCAUAAUACAAAAAAAAAAAAAUUUUAAAUGCUAGUCAUCAGUCCAAGAAAAACACUGAUCGUCACACCUUUAACGUUUACAUGUUCUGAGGUAUAUGUUAACUUUAGUGCUGGCAGUUCGAAGAAAUUCAUGCUUGAUAAUUUCAUUUGGUAUUCUAAAGCAAUCACAUCAAAGUCAUAUAAUAUUUCCAUUUUUUUGUAUAGCUUUCAUAUUAAAAUUGUCACUACACAGCUAUGAAGAAAAAAGUCUGACUUCUAAGACUGGAGCAGCAUAGUAGGUUUACAUGACUUCUAAUUAAAAUGCCAUGUUGUAUGGAUAGGCAACCACUGCAUAGGGAGAGCAACCAACCAAAUGCUUAUUGCAUAAAGUGACAUACUGUUUGCCUGUUAUAUUCUUACACAUAGUUGAUUAUUGAUGCAAGAAGUGUAGUUGUGUUUAGACACCUUGUUAUAUUUUGGUAUUAAAUUAGUGGGUUGGUGUACAUUGUCUUUUUUAGCAUAGACAUCCCUUGUAUGCUUAGUGUUAUGCACAAUUUCAAUCUCAUUAAACACACAGAAUCUAUCCAGAGAAAUUCUGAACUCCAUUUGGGUCAGUGUAAUUUUAAUGAAAAGUCUGGACUGAAGACUCCCCUAUUUAUAGAAGGCGGUCUGGUGGUACAACAGUUAGGGCCUGUCACCAAUACAAUGAAGGUUGGCUGUCCUGGGUUCAGCACUCGUCUCAGGCACGCUGUUCUUUCUCUGAAUAUGGCAUAUGUUUACAGGGCUGGCUGCCUUGCUGGGAUAUAGCUAUAGUUGCUGGCUCAGCAUAAAACACCGAUUUCCCCCUCCAGUUUAUUGAUUCAUGUUUCUCAGCUGCUGUGCUGGCAUCUUUGACUUCUUAAAUCUAAAAAGUCUGUACCAUCCAACCCUUAAGAUCUGAUGAAGAUUAUUUAUUUGUUAACAAUAACAAAAUAUUUUCUGUAAUGAUGCAACUUCUAAUACUUAUAGGGACUAAUAGAUGAACUAUAAUUGUAGAGGUACUUAAACAUUGUGUGCCUCUGAUCAUACACAAGGUUUAUCAUUAGCUAUGAUUUAAAGUUGUUCCAUUAGUUUCAUUCUCAGUGUUGCUAAUGUGCUGGGAUAAAACAACUGUUGUGUGCAUUUCAAAAUGCAAUUUGUGGCUUUCAAGUAGAACCCAUAAAGUCUUAAAGAUGAGUCUCGGUAAGAUGGUAAAAUCCAAGAACAAUAUUACAAUAAAAAUUAGCGUUCUUAGGCCUAGUACAGAUGAUUUAGCUGGUUUGUUAAACUAUGAUUAGUGUGGAUGAAAUAUGUUUAUGCAUUUAUGUGAAGAUUGCUUCUUUAAGAAAUGUGGAAGAAUUGGCAUAAAUUCAGCUAGGGAAAAAAUAGUAAAAAUUGCAAGCAACAUCUUUGCCAGAAUUUAUAUCUUUUUAUCAUAAUAGUUUUGGAUGUUUCAGUGAACUUUAAGAAAAUUACCACAUUCUGACAUUUUUCAUGAGAAUUGCAGUUAAUAAAGUUUAGUGCUCAUA